AUGCUACCGUGGGCCGUGUUACUGCUACCGCUCUUCCUGGGCGGCUGGCUGCCUCGGAACGCUGCCCUGGAUGGCGCUGCAGCCGCUCCGUCGGCAUCGCCCGCCAACCAGACCGUCGCACCCGCGACAACCGAGGUCACGUGCGAAGUGGACGCUGACUGCCAUCGACCGGGGAUCAAGGCUUCGGUGCAGGGAGUCGUCUGCGACUCCACCACGCGGCGCUGUAUCUGUGGAAACCGGACCCUGGUGCUCACUAAGGCCGGACGCUGCCUGCCCAUUCGAAUGCUGGGGCAGCCAUGCCGGAGGGAUGAACAGUGCCACAAGAUUGACAAGCACGCAGACUGCGACGAUGGGUACUGCAAGUGCGAAGACGGCUAUUAUCUCUUCCACGACAUCAACGGAACGUCCUGCUUGCAAGACCAAGAGCUGCAGACGAUCCGUCCGUUCGGAGCCGACCGCAAGAGCGAAUCCAUAUCGGAGGAGAACAUGGUGCCCAUCAUCGUGUGCCUCGCCAUCAUGUUCGUCGGCAUGUGCGUCGCGCUGCAGCUUUUCAGCAGGGCCCGGUUCCGGAACCAGCGGACCAUCUUCAACACCCCGAAUGCGCGGCUGACCCCCCUCAAACUGGGCAGCGGCAAACGUGGCAAGCGCAGGGCCAGUCACGUCAGUCUGCCGGGAGGCUCCAGGCGUCCCAGUGCGUGCUCUCAGCUUUCGCCUUCGAGAGCAGGAAGUCGAGCCGGAAGCAGGGCCGGAAGUCGGGCGGGCAGCCAAUGCGGAAGCCCGGAUCUCAGGCGCGCUUCGAUGUUGCACCACCACGCCGAGCAUCAAGGCAAGCGCACCGGAGCUCGUGACCACGCCCCGACGUUAGUGAACGGGCCGGCGGUGGAGUCGGCCCUGCAGAACGGAUCGCCCAAGGUGAUCGUGAACCGCGGCCGGUCGCCGUCUCCGCCGGCGCACGUGUGA
This is a messenger RNA of Ixodes scapularis (black-legged tick), 960 nucleotides long. RefSeq lists its product as uncharacterized. The coding region runs from base 1 to 960 and encodes 319 amino acids. NCBI's taxonomy places the organism in Eukaryota, Metazoa, Arthropoda, Arachnida, Ixodida, Ixodidae. The transcript is spliced from 8 exons. The record is from RefSeq and is a predicted model, not a curated record.